Messenger RNA from Arachis ipaensis, 999 nucleotides. Lineage: Eukaryota; Viridiplantae; Streptophyta; Magnoliopsida; Fabales; Fabaceae. The record is from RefSeq and is a predicted model, not a curated record.
AUGGCGACGAAAAAUAUGAGAGACAGGGACGAAGGUGAGAUUGAGACGAAGCGGGGCCGCGGUUCUGUUCUGUUCCUUGAGACUUUAGAAUGGGUGUCACGCCCUUCACGUUUGAUUGGUCUCCGCGGCGACACAGUGAUAGCGCAACUACCACGAUUGCAAGAGGACCUAGAGACGGGUGAGGAUGCGAUCACGGUUUUAAGGUUGAAUCAGACGUCGUUAAUGUGCCGCAUUAGGCCAGAAACUCAUUCGUUUGUAUUGCCGGUGGAUGAGGUUACUGUGAUACUGGAAGAUGUCACUCAUAUAUUUGGCCUACCCAUAGAUGGAGAGCCUGUGAACGGAUGUACAGAUAGUAGUAACGACUUCCUACAGAGCCAGAGCAUCGCGAUAUUCGGUCGCGAAUCGGUUGUCAAUAGUUCUUCGAAAUCUUAUAUAAAGCUGGGUUGGGUUCAGACUAUCAGAGACGCAGAGCCACUGGAUAUCGAGGAGUCUAUUAAGAGAUACGUCAGAUGUCAGAUUUUCUAUUUGUUGGGUUCAACCCUAUUCACGAAUAAAUCGACCGCAUAUGUUCACGCAAAGUAUCUACCGUUGCUUCGCGAUUUCGAACGGAUCUAUACUUAUAGUUGGGGGUCAGCAUGUCUCGCGCAUCUUUACAUAGCACUAUGUCGUGCAUCACAGUAUGAUACUAAGGAGAUGGAUGACCCUCUUAAUUUGUUGUUUGUUUGGGCAUGGGAGCGACUGCCGUGUAUUGCGCCCGUACCCAGACAGUCCCGUCCACUGGCUGAGAUACCAGUUGUCAUGAGGUGGAGUCAUUCGUAUCAGAGCAAAGCUUGGUUAUCAAAAACCGUAGCGAUAUUUAGGCAGGAAAUAAACUACAUGGACGAGCCGUACGAAGGAUUGGACAUACCCGACGAGUUACAUGGACACCUUGAGGUAUGUGACAUCGUUGCUCUGUUAUUGUCGUUCGAGUGUGUCGAAUGGUAUCCUGCGAACGAGUGA